AAAAUAAAGAUUUUUUUUUUUUAUAAAUAUGAUAAAAAUAAUAAAAUACUUGCUCACAAAACAAAUUGUAAUGAAACUUGUGACUAUUUCCAUUAAAUACCGUUGAGAUAUGAGCAUCCGACAUCACUCUGACUGUUCAACAAACUGACAAAAUCACUCCGCAUUUAUGUAUGGUGUUUUGUUUAUAUGUUGCUUGGCAACAGUCCGCUCAGUGGGAAUUUAUUUUUGUUGCCGGAAGCAAUUUCAUUCGUUUAUAUGAUUAAAUAAACAAACAAAUCACAAUCUAUUGUCAAUUAUUAUUAUUAACAGUACAUUUUACUAGUAUAUAUUUUGCUUUAUACUGUUGUAUAAAGCAAUAUCACACUCGAGGGCGCAAUGUUGUCGCUCUAUAUGAUUGGCCGCCGGCCGGCAUCGUGUGUCAUGCCGGCGUCGUUUGCAAAAUGCACGCACCCAUAGUAUAUCUAUAGCGCGCACGGUAGUGACGUUGAACUUCUUCGGCAGCAACAGUUAUAUAUCCGUUGGAUAUCCAUUUAGGAAUGGAUAUCCGAAAAUGGUUAAAAAAGAACACAGCAGAAGACAUUAACCGGAGCAGGGAGGAGGAUGGAGACAAUGUGGGUCACGCGGCAGCCGGAACAGUUGACGUUACUUUGGCUUCUGUCAACGUCAGCUCUAUAACCGUUGUGGAGGCUAGCACUAGCAACGCCAGCUCAAUCCUGCCCGACUCGCUGCCUUUGCCUGCGCCGCCCUCACUCCCGGACAAGCAGCCUUCGGCUUCGACACUGCCACCCGUUGGCGGCCCGCAAGUGCCAGGGGAUCUCGGAUCAACACAGCCUACCCAGGUAUUUCUUAAAACAUAUCCGACUCGCCUGUACAGUGGGGUAAAGCGGUCCUUUUGCAGCUCGUGGUUUGCUGCUAGAGAAUGGCUAGAGUAUUCGUGUGAGAAAGAUUCAAUUUUCUGCUAUGCCUGCAGAAACUUUGGGUCAAAUAAAAACAGCACCGAUGCUUUCACCAUGACUGGCUACAACAACUGGCGCCAUGCUCUUGUACGUGGAAAGGGGCUGGGAAGGCACGAGUCCAGCAAAGAGCACAUGAAGUCAGUGGCAUUGUGGAAGGAGAGGCGUACAAGGAGUGUGACUGGUACAGAGAUCUCCACACUUGUAAAUACAGCACAACUGGAGAGGAACCGCACCUAUGUAGCAGCUAUUGUUGACAUCAUUCAAUUUAUAGCUUUAAACCAGCUGCCUUUUCGUGGCUCAGAUGAUGCUUUGGAUGCAAGAGGUGAGGUGGGCAGUGGCAUUUUUCUUGCAUUGAUGGACUACACCCUUAAAAAGGACAAGGACCUUGCUAGGAUUUUUAGCACCAUCCCUGCGAAUGCCACAUACACAUCACAUCACAUCCAAAAUGAAAUUAUUGAAAUCAUGAGAACAAUCAUCACAGAGGAAAUAGUGAAAGAUAUAGGAGAGGCUUGGUACACAUUAAAGGUUGAUGGCACCAAAGAUCCCACUGGCUGCGAAAAUAUAUCCAUAGUGCUUCGCUACGUGGACACAAGCAACACUGUAAGGGAGCGACUUGUCUCAAUGGCCACUACCAAACAAUGUGAUGCCAAGUCUCUGACUCAGCUGGUUUUGGCACAGUUGAGAGACAUUGGGCUAAAUACAGCGAAGGUGCUCAGUCAGUGUUACGAUGGGGCAAGUGUCAUGUCUGGAGUACACGGAGGGAUGCAGAAAAUCGUGCAGGAAGAAUUGCAGAGAGAGGUGCCAUACGUACACUGCUUUAAUCAUCAGUUGCAUUUGGUUGUGGUGCACGCCAUGUCUUCUGAUUUCGCACUGGAAAACUUUUUCAGUGUAUGCACCUCACUCUACAAGUACUUCAAGAAACCUACAGUGGCUGCAGUGUACACGGGCGAGAAGUUGAAGAGGUUGCUUGAGCAACGGUGGACAGGCCACCUGGCCACAGUGACGGUGAUCCUGAAAUCAAUUGAUAACAUUGUCCACUUGCUUCGUGGGAUCGAAGGCUCCCAAACCAGUGCAGCAGAGGUGCGAAUGGAGGCCACAGGGCUUUUGAAGGCCAUUACCCAGCCCAGCUUCCUGUUCAUUGCCUGCAUGACGCAUCAAAUAUUGAGUUUGCUUGAUCCUCCCAACACUGCACUCCAAGCCAAAUCCACAGACCUCUACACUGGUGUCAGACUGGUCCAAAGUGCCUUGGCGUGUGUUGAGAAGCUGAGAUGUGAUACUCAGUUUGACACAUUUUGGGAGAAAUUCUCUCAAGACAGACAGACCUCAGAACCUCCUGCAGCAGCACCCCCACAGAAACGACCAAGAAAUUUGAGCCACUUGAGUGACUAUGUGGUGGACACCACAGUUGGUCACCGUCAAAAGGAAGCGGAAGAGAGGACUGGGUGUAAAAGACUGUAUUUCAGUACAUUGGAUGCUGUAGUGGGAGAGAUUAAAGCAAGAUUCAGCAUAAGAAACAGCCAACUGGUGCAGGCCCUCUGCACCUUACACCCAGGGAGUGAAGAUUUCCUGAACACAAACAAAGUGAGACCACUGCUUGACCUAACAGGCACAGAGAUGAAGGAAGCUGAGUUUGCUGUAGCACAGCAGUUUCUGCAGGACGAAAUGGCCAAAUCAAAUGAAAACUGGACUACACAGGACAUUUUGAUACGAUACUGUGAGCCUCUAGCAGCCAUGCCUACUGUGCUAAAAACACUCAAGCUGAGCCUUACCUUCGGUGCAUCAACUGCAACAUGUGAAAAUUCAUUUUCAACUCUCAAAAAUGUGUUCAGUGAACACAGAAGGAGCAUGCUCCACAAAAGAAAAGCCUGUCUCAUCCAGAUUGCUGUGGAGAAGGACCUCACCAAGAAGUUAACUGGAGAGUGGAAAGAGACGCUGCUAAGAAGAUUCAGCACAGCUUCAAGGAGGCUGCAGCUCUUCUGAGGGAUCCUGUGCCCCCUGGUGGAUCAAGUGUGCCCCUGUCUUGGAACCUGGGACAGUUUGAGAAAAUGGCUGCUGACAGCCUGAUGUCUACAUACUGGUAGUUGUUACAAUUUGAAUGACAUUGUAAAAUUAUUUGUUCAUAUAUGUCAACAACAGCUUCUUUUAUUAAUGUAUUAAAUGUAUUAUGUUCAUAAGAACCCAUAUUUCUUUUUAUUGUAUUUAUUUACUGUUAUGUUAACUUUAAGAAUUAUACUGAUUACUUUUUGGACAAAGUUCAAAAUCUGAAAGUGUUCUUUCCUUGUUCAGCUAAAAUCUGUUUUAUUUUUAAGUGGCAAUGUAAAAUUAUUUGUUAUGUCAAAUAUCCUGCCCCAAUUUAUAAAAAAUAAACGUUAUUUUUGAAUUGCAGUCACAUGUUUUUUUUUUUGUGUAGAAUUCUGUUCUUUUUUACAACUCACACAUCACACAUAUCAAAAACCUAUCUCAUAUUCAAAGCUAUCUAAGAUAUCAAUAAGCAAAUGUUGCAGCUGAAAUGUUCUCCACAUCACAAGACAUGAUAUGAUACCAUCUUUUAAGCACAGUAAUUGUUUGUUGUCUCAACAUGUCAGUAGAACUACACAGAAGUGCUUGUCUAUGGUAGAAAGGCCUGUGUGUAAAAAAGCGAAGUCUGAACUGAAGCUGGGUAGCUGGUUUGUAUAGUACUGGUGCACCCCCUGUAAUC
Messenger RNA from Pleuronectes platessa (European plaice), 3654 nucleotides. RefSeq lists its product as uncharacterized. The record is from RefSeq and is a predicted model, not a curated record. The transcript has 2 exons. The coding region runs from base 537 to 2936 and encodes 799 amino acids. NCBI's taxonomy places the organism in Eukaryota, Metazoa, Chordata, Actinopteri, Pleuronectiformes, Pleuronectidae. Gene Ontology annotation, molecular function: protein dimerization activity.